UAUAAGUAAUUUUAAAGAUAUAUAAUAGGCAUAUAAAUAAUUUUGACAAAAACGAAGUCAUCGUAAGAAAACUGCUUGAUAAGGAACGUUGGUUGUAUUAUUUAGCCAGAUGUUACAACGCGAUUAUAUGAUUAUAUUCUUAUCAAAAAUAUUUUUACAUGUUACUUACACGUUACUUACACACGUAUCGAUUAACAAUACGAUAUUGGAUCAUGUAGAAUAAAUAUAUAGCAAGAUAAAUAUGUUUUGGAAGAAGAGAGGGAUAACAAAACAUCAAAAAAAGAUACAAGAGAUGGCGAUAGAAAGCAAGAGAAUAAAUACGAAGUCCGUUGCCGUUGGUAGUCAGUCGUCCCGAAAGUGUCAGUCAAUCGACACGUUUCAAAAUUAGAAUAUAUCGGGAUAACAGAAACGUGCCACGAAAUUAUCACUUAUAUAAAAUACUUAUAAAAUACUUGGUGAUUUAACUGUAAGAGCUCAUUCUUUUUUCAAGAUAAUUCAGAAAUAUCAGCACAUCAAUUGCAGCCGACAGCUAAAAAUUGACAUAAAACUUAAGAAUUUUCAACUUUGAAGUAUUUACACUUAAUCAUCAUGCCGCAUUUUGAUUUCAAAGAAAUAAAAGUCGUUGACGAUAGCGUAAAUGACAUAGAUGUUAUUAGGGAUGUAAUUAAAGUUGAAAAUUUGGAAGAUGCCUUUUAUGUCGCAGACAUUGGUGAUGUUGUUAAAAGACAUCAAGAUUGGAUUAGUAAAAUGCCUAAAGUUAUUCCACACUAUGCAAUUAAAUGUAAUUCACAUCCGACUAUAAUUAAAGUCCUGGCGGCUUUGAAUGCUUGUUUUGAUUGCGCAUCUAAGCAAGAAAUAGCGCAAGUAAUGCAGUAUGGCGUGCAAGGCGAGCGGAUCAUUUUCGCACAUCCAAAUAAAUUGCCGUCUCAUAUCAAAUAUUCUAGGAAUGGGCGUCAACAGAUGACGGUCGACAGCGAGCUCGAAUUGAACGAAAUGCACAGGAUCGUGAUACGUAUUCGUUGCGACGCGAAAAACUCACCGGUCUCCUUGGGAGAGAAAUUCGGCUGCGAACCGUGCGAGGAAGCUGUAGGUUUGAUACAGUGCACGAGAGAUCUCGGCUUGAACUUACAUGGCUUCAGCUUUCACGUCGGUACCCCGUGCUUGGAGAUGGACGCCUAUCGCAGAGGGAUCGAAAUAUGCAAGCGGUUAAUCGCAGUUGCCAGGUCGGUCGGCUGCAACGAUGUGGAGCUGAUCGACAUCGGCGGUGGAUUCUCGAGCGUCUGUGGAGAGGAGCUCGACGAACUAGCCGAACUCAUUAACGGGGCGAUCAAGAAUUUAGAUCCUAAUAUAAGAGUCAUCAGCGAGCCCGGACGGUACUAUGUAGGUUCGAACUUUACCUUAGCCUCGUACUUGCAUUCCAAGAGGCUCGCCAUUGGCAACGAUGGCGGGGAGAGGAGAAUGUAUUAUAUGAAUUGCGGCGUGUACAACUCAUUCUUGGAUGAAUUGCUGGGCCUACAAGCUAGAAUUCCAGAAACUGUUUUUGAACCAGCUAGUGAUGAAAAAUUUCUUUCAAAUAUAUGGGGGCCGACUGCCGACUCGUAUGAUUUAAUACUUAAAGAUGUGUCACUGCCUGAACUUUAUAUAGGCGACUGGUUAAUUUGGAAAAAUAUGGGCGCUUAUACAUUAGCUCUUUCCAAUACAUUCAAUGGAUUCCCGAUUCCAACUGUGAGAUCAUUUAUUAAGAAAAGCCAGUGGGAAAGUUUUCUGGCACAAAUUCAUUAGAAGAGCAUUUUAUUUAAAAAAAUAACAUAUUGUUGAAGAAAUUAGAUAAUUAUAUGAUAAAUAU
Messenger RNA from Pogonomyrmex barbatus (red harvester ant), 1846 nucleotides. RefSeq names its product ornithine decarboxylase 2-like. The record is from RefSeq and is a predicted model, not a curated record. Gene Ontology annotation, molecular function: ornithine decarboxylase activity. Gene Ontology annotation, cellular component: cytoplasm. NCBI's taxonomy places the organism in Eukaryota, Metazoa, Arthropoda, Insecta, Hymenoptera, Formicidae.